Molecule: messenger RNA, 6259 nt
Organism: Mercenaria mercenaria
Lineage: Eukaryota; Metazoa; Mollusca; Bivalvia; Venerida; Veneridae
Exons: 5
Coding region: 153-2228 (691 amino acids)
Source: RefSeq, a predicted model, not a curated record
UAAUAUUAUGAGAAAAUUAUCAUUUUUGUCUAGGUCAUUGAACCCGGAAGUAAUGAGACUUUGAUACUGAGGAUGUAGCAACGAUUUGUUUAUAGCAACCAGGUUGUGGCCGCAAUAAAAAUCAAUAAAAUGUGAUCAAUUAACCUUCUAAAAUGAGCCAGAUCGAACUGUCACAAGCUAGUACUAUUCCGUAUGAGUUUUCUGACCAUGACCCUGAGUUUAAUGAUGAACUUCACUUAGUUGAUAUUUUAUAUCCAGAAUGUCCAAAUGAAAGUGUUGAACAUGAACAACCUGUGUCCUUUUUUAAUGCCCAAGAUAGUGAUAAUGCUUCAGAUGUUGGAGAUGAUGGUUAUUUAUAUGAUGCGUAUUAUGAUGAUAGCUCUGACUUAGAUGUAGAUAAUGAAAUUGAAAAUGAUCUUGUGCAACAGGAAAAGAGACCCAUUGACCAACUUGAGGAUGAUAAAGUUUUGAAAUUUCGGAAUGAUACAUGUGGUUGUAGGGAAUUUCAUAACGGUACUGCUUGCUCCAAAGUUGUCAAUUUUGAUGAAUUAAUUGGGUACCGUCAGAGAUGUAUGGAAAUGACUACAGAGGAAAGAGAUCUUGUAGUGAAGUCCCUUCUGUUUUCUCACCGGCAUACAGGUGCAAAUAUUCAGGCUACCGGAAAAAAAUCAAAAGUGCGGGAAAGAGCCUCCCAAGAGUAUUAUUUUAUGGGUUUGCGAGUGUGUAGGUCAUUAUUUUGUUUUGCACACUAUAUUUCAAAAAACACUCUAGGAAAUAUAUCAAAAUCUCUAGAUGAAAUAGGUAUUGUUCCUCGUGUACAUGGGAAUAAAAACAAACCAUCUCCACAUAGUUUGACUUUUGAAGAUAGAAAUCAAAUAAAAAAGUUCAUAACAGAAUAUGCUACAGAAAAUGCGUUACCGUUACCUGGUCGCUUACCAAAUGUGCCCCAGAAGACAGUUCUUCUUUUGCCAUCAGACCGUAAGGUUAUUGAUAUACACAACCUUUAUAAUGAAAGUGCAGGUGAAAGUGGGUGCCGUUCAGUCUGUUUGAAGACAUUUAGAAAUACAUGGAGUGAUCUUUGCCCACACAUUACUAUUUCAAAGCCCGCUACUGAUUUAUGCCACCAGUGUCAAAAAUACAGUUUCACUCUCAGUCAAUCUGGAAAACUGACAGAGGCAGAAAAACAGGAUACUUUGAAAAAUUAUGGUGAGCAUAUACAAAGGGCGCAAGGUCAGAGAACUCACUACAGACAACAGACAGAAGAAAGCAAGCAGUUAUAUAUAAAUACUAAUCCAAUGGAAGGCAGUCCACCAUGCACUCUGGAUGUUGAGUAUCAUUAUUCAUGGGAUUAUGCACAGCAGGUGCAUUAUCCGCAUCAUUCUCAACAGGUUGGGCCGAUUUAUUUCCGUACUCCAAGGAAGUGCCAUGUGUUUGGUGUAUGUGCAGAAGGAUCAGGCAAACAGACUUUUUAUUUAAUUGAUGAAAGUCAGUGCACUGGGAAAGGAGCAGAAAGUGUGACGUCCAUGGCUCACCACUAUUUGCAGUUCUAUGGCAUAGGAGAGAAACAUGCACAGAUACAUUUUGAUAAUGCAGCUGGACAGAACAAAAACAACUGUGUCAUUUGGUAUGCAGUAUGGCGCACUUUAAUUGGACUACAUGAGACUAUUGCAUUGAGUAUGUUGGUGGCAGGUCACACGAAAUUCGCUCCAGAUUGGCAUUUCGGUGUGUGGAAAGUGAAGUGGAGAGAUUCCAAUGCAGAAACAAUGACCCAAGUGGCUGGCACUGUGAGAGAGUCAUCAAGAGGUUGUCACAAUGUUCCACAAUUAGUUGAUGAUCCUGACAAACCUGUUGCUUUUUACAGCUGGAAGCCAUUUCUUGAACAGUAUUUUAAACCUGUUAAACAAUUGUCCAAAUACCAUCAUUUCUUUUGUAGUUCAGUUGAACCGGGUGUUGUAUAUUGCAAGGAAUAUUUCGAUUCUGAAGAAGUUAGGGUAAAUAUACUGAAGCAAGUGCCUGAGAAAAAUGCAAUGCCUGUAGUAAAAGCUUUUCCAGGUUUGAAUGCAGCCCGUCAGUGGUAUUUGUAUGAACAAAUUGGUCAGUUCUUUAAAUCUGAUCUUGCAAAAGAUGUUGUUUGCCCGAAACCGUGUGUUCCAAAAAUAGAAAUUAAACUUGAUACAGAUUGUGAUGUAAAAGUCGGUGGUAAGAGAAGGAAUAAUUUAUUGACAUGAGACUUCAUUUUCCAACAUAGGAAAAUUCCUUUGCCAUGAGCUAGAUGCCAUAUUCACUUAAUGCUUCAAAAGCAUAGUAUCUAUAUGAAUGAUCAAUACACAUAUAAUUAUGAAAAAAAAAAUUGGAAUACAUAUUUGUUGUUAGACAAUAGAAUUUUAGUUACUUUUGAGAAUGGGCAAUAUUUAUCACAAGUUCUUAGGUGUGCUGUACUUGAAGUCAUAGAAACUGUACUCUACUUUGAACAGAAAUUUUAAAGAUUAUGUUUUGUAGACAUUGUUUCAAAUUUCAAUGCAUGUGUUAAUUUCUCAGUCACAAUGUUAGUCUUGAAAAUCAAAAAGAAAUACAGAAAUACUCUCUGCUUUCUAGGCAACAAGAAAUAUUUUAUAAGUAAUGUAAAUGUGUAUGUUAACAUUUAUUUGCUUGAAUUAUUUUUAGCUCACCUGUCACAAAGUGACAAGGUGAGCUUUUGUGAUCGCGUGGUGUCCGUCCGUCAGUAAACUUUUACUUGUGACCACUCUAGAGGUCACCUUUUUCAUGGGAUCUUUAUGAAAGUUGGUCAGAAUGUUCAUCUUGAUGAUAUCUAGGUCAAGUUCGAAACUGGGUCACGUGCCGUCAAAAACUAGGUCAGUAGGUCUAAAAAUAGAAAAACCUUGUGACCUCUCUAGAGGCCAUAUAUUUCGUAAGAUCUUCAUGAAAAUUGGUCAGAAUGUUCACCUUGACGAUAUCUAGGUCAAAUUCGAAACUGGGUCACGUGCCUUCAAAAACUAGGUCAGUAGGUCAAAAAAUAGAAAAACCUUGUGACCUCUCUAGAGGCCAUAUAUUUCACAAGAUCUUCAUGAAAAUUGGUCAGAACGUUCAACUUGAUGAUAUCUAGGUCAAGUUCGAAACUGGGUCACGUGCCUUGAAAAACUAGGUCAGUAGGUCAAAUAAUAGAAAAACCUUGUGACCUCUCUAGAGACCAUAUUUUUCAACGGAUCUUCAUGAAAAUUGGUCAGAAUUUUUAUCUUGAUAAUAUCUAGGUCAAGUUCAAAACUUGGUCACAUGAGCUCAAAAACUAGGUCACUAUGUCAGAUAAUAGAAAAAACGACGUCAUACUCAAAACUGGGUCAUGUGGGAAGAGGUGAGCGAUUCAGGACCAUCAUGGUCCUCUUGUUGCAUAUCUCAAAACGACAAUUUUAAGUGAAUAUUAUUAUCUAUUUAUUGAAGGCUGAAGAAAUGUGCCAAAUUAAUGUCUUUUCGAGAGCAAAAAAAUCUACGAAAAAUUCUGUCAUUAGUAUGAUUUAUAAUAUCAUGGAUAUCUAAAACCCGGAUGUCACUCAAAAGGCUGCUUUUCAUAUUGUCUUAAAAAUUUUGAAAUCGCUUCAUGAGAUACUCCUUUGGCUAUUUAAUCAGUUUAUUCAGUUUUUUCAAGUUCGUUUAUUUUGCAAAUCCUUAAAAUGGGUGUGAAGUUGCAAUUUUAUGUAAUGUACUUUGUUUAAGAAGUUAUUGUGUCGUCAAAAUACCAUUUUAUUUCAAAUUGAAAUCUUCAAGUCGGUUUAUUAAGACAUUGUUUAGAUUUUGGUUUUACAAGGCAAUUUUAUCAGCAUUCAAGGGUAGAAUUGUUGUAUUUCAAGAAGAAGAGAUGAAAUAUUCUCUGGUUGCUAGGCAACAGGAAGAAACAGUGAAGUUAUGAAAAAUGUUCAUUGAUAAUUCUUUGCUUCAACCAUGCAUGUAUAUUUUACAGCCACAUAUUUAACAGUAUGCCUUCAUUGAAACAUGUAGAAGUAUUUUGAAUUAAUGUCAAUAUAUGCUAGCAAUGUUCUGUCAGGAAUUCAAAUUGGUAUAAAAAAGAUAACAUGAACCAUCCUGUAAGAUGUCUGUUUAUCUCUAAAAGUUUUCAACAGAUUGACCUGAAAUUUUCAAGACUGUUUGUUUAUAUAUUUUGUUAACUUUUGAAUUUGAUCUUUAAAUGAAUGGAAAUGUUUCAGUCAAAUUUCAAGUCUAAAAACCUAAAAAACAUGGAAAUUGUGACAUAUUCCAUUGUUGCUAAGCAACAGAAAUAUUGAGGUUGCUGUUUUAUAACUACAUUUGUAGUUUAUUAUCAUAGCUUUAUUUCAUACAACCAUGUUUGCAAAGUAAGCACCUUGUUAUGAGCUUAUAAAACACUAAAGGUUAAUAUUAUUAGGUGCAAUCAUUUUUGAAAAAAGUGCCUGUUUGCAGACAAGAUAUUUUGCACAUCAUCUAUACAUAAAAAUGUUUAUUUCUUCAAAACCACUUAAUAGUUUGCAUUGGAAAUUUCAAGUCUGUUUCCUAAGACAUUGUUUAGAUAUUGGAAGCAGAUUUAUUUUGUAUUAAAAGGCGUUUUUAUCAGCAUUCAAAGGUAGACAUGUUGUAUUUCAAGAAUAAGAGAUAAAAUAUUCUCUGGUUGCUAGGCAACAGGAAGAAACAUUAAAGUUAUGAAAAAUGUUCAUUGAUAAUUCUUUGCUUCAACCAUACAUGUAUAUUUUACAACCACAUAUUUAACAGUAUGCCUUCAUUGAAACAUGUAGAAGUAUUUUGAAUUAAUGUCAAUAUAUGCUAGCAAUGUUCUGUCAGGAAUUCAAAUUGGUAUAAAAAAGAUAACAUGAACCAUCCUGUAAGAUGUCUGUUUAUCUCUAAAAGUUUUCAACAGAUUGACCUGAAAUUUUCAAGACUGUUUGUUUAUAUAUUUUGUUAACUUUUUAAUUUGAACUUUAGAUGAAUGGAAAUGUUUCAUUCAAAUUUCAAGUCUAAAAACCUAAAAAACAUGGAAAUUGUGACAUAUUCCAUUGUUGCUAAGCAACAGAAAUAUUGAGGUUGCUGUUUUAUAACUACAUUUGUAGUUUAUUAUCAUAGCUUUAUUUCAUACAACCAUGUUUGCAAAGUAAGCACCUUCUUAUGAGCUUAUAAAACACUAAAGGUUAAUAUUAUUAGGUGCAAUCAUUUUUGAAAAAAGUGCCUGUUUGCAGACAAGAUAUUUUGCACAUCAUCUAUACAUAAAAAUGUUUAUUUCUUCAAAACCACUUAAUAGUUUGCACUGGAAAUUUCAAGUCUGUUUCCUAAGACAUUGUUUAGAUAUUGGAAGCAGAUUUAUUUUGUAUUAAAAGGCGUUUUUAUCAGCAUUCAAAGGUAGACAUGUUGUAUUUCAAGAAUAAGAGAUAAAAUAUUCUCUGGUUGCUAGGCAACAGGAAGAAACAUUAAAGUUAUGAAAAAUGUUCAUUGAUAAUUCUUUGCUUCAACCAUACAUGUGUAUUUUACAACCACAUAUUUAACAGUAUGCCUUCAUUGAAACAUGUAGAAGUAUUUUGAAUUAAUGUCAAUAUAUGCUAGCAAUGUUCUGUCAGGAAUUCAAAUUGGUAUAAAAAAGAUAACAUGAACCAUCCUGUAAGAUGUCUGUUUAUCUCUAAAAGUUUUCAACAGAUUGACCUGAAAUUUUCAAGACUGUUUGUUUAUAUAUUUUGUUAACUUUUUAAUUUGAACUUUAGAUGAAUGGAAAUGUUUCAUUCAAAUUUCAAGUCUAAAAACCGAAAAAACAUGGAAAUUGUGACAUAUUCCAUUGUUGCUAAGCAACAGAAAUAUUGAGGUUGCUGUUUUAUAAGCACAUUUGUGCUUUAUUAUCAUAGCUUUAUUUCACACAACCAUGUUUGCAAAGUAAGCACCUUGUUACGGGCUUAUAAAACACUGAAGGUUAAUCUUACUAGGUGCAGUAAAUUUUGUAAAAAUAGCCAGUUUGCAGACAAGAUAUUUUGCACAUUGUUUAUGUAUUAAAAUCGUUAUUUCUUCAAAAAUAGUCUAUAUUUUGCACUGAGAAUUUCAAGUCUGUUUAAAUAGGUUAUUACUCUUUUUGAAAAAAAAACAACAUCAUUUUUGACAUAAGUUCACUUUAAUUAUUAAUAUAUUUAGCUUAAAAAGUAAGAAAAUUGAAAUGUCACCUGGUUGCUAGGCAACAGAAAUGAAAAUAUUUGUCUGCUGUACUCCGCUUUUUUUACCAAAAUGUUGCUUUGACAUGAAAUAAAGAAAUUGAACACAGUAA